Molecule: messenger RNA, 1659 nt
Organism: Fonsecaea nubica
Lineage: Eukaryota; Fungi; Ascomycota; Eurotiomycetes; Chaetothyriales; Herpotrichiellaceae
Exons: 5
Coding region: 1-1659 (552 amino acids)
Biological process (GO): ammonium transmembrane transport
Cellular component (GO): plasma membrane
Molecular function (GO): ammonium channel activity
Source: RefSeq, a predicted model, not a curated record
AUGUCGUCGAACGACAUCGCUGACUUUCUCCCUUCGUAUGCCUCGUACAACUGGACCGGCGCGCCAGCCGACUACUCUCUGGCUACAAAUGAGAGAACAGGAGGAGACUCAAGAACGGAGAAUCUGAACAAAUGGUAUCAGUCGGGCGACCAGGCAUAUAUCAUCAUCUCAUCAUGUCUGGUGUUGAUCAUGGUGCCGGGCCUCGGCUUUCUCUAUUCGGGCCUGGCACGACGAAAGUCGGCCUUGUCCUUGAUGUGGGCUUGCAUGGCCGCAGGCAGUGUCAUCAACUUCCAGUGGUACUUUUGGGGCUAUUCACUUACCUUCUCCCCUACCGGCACAAGCGGCUUUAUUGGAGAUCUGGUUCACUUUGGCCUGAAACGAACUCUGGGGGCCCCCAGCCCCGGGUCGCCUCUGGUCCCUAGCCUCCUCUAUUCCUUCUACCAGAUGCAAUUCUGCUGCGUGACCGCUGCUAUCAUUGCAGGCGCCGUGGCCGAACGUGGCCGAUUAAUGCCAUUCCUCGUUUGGACCUUUCUGUGGGCCACCCUCGUGUACAACCCGAUCGCGUGCUGGGUGUGGAAUGUCAACGGAUGGGCAUUCAAUUACGGUGUUAUGGAUUAUGCUGGCGGUGGGCCCGUUGAGAUCGGCUCUGGCAUGUCUGCCUUGGCCUAUUCCAUGGUUCUGGGAAAGAGACAGGAGAAGAUGAUGCUCAACUUCCGCCCCCACAACGUUUCCUUUAUCCUCCUCGGAACCGUCCUGCUAUGGUUUGGCUGGCUAGGCUUCAACGGCGGUUCCUCCUUUGGAGCCAAUCUCAGGGCUGUCAUUGCUUGCUGGAAUUCCAAUUUGACAGCGACUUUUGCCGCGGCCGCCUGGGUUCUGCUCGAUUUCAGGCUCGCUCGGAAAUGGUCGAUGGUCGGUUGGUGUUCCGGAACCAUCUCUGGACUUGUGGCGGCCACGCCCGCGUCUGGAUACCUUGACACAUGGGGCAGUGUGGUGUUGGGCAUUGUUACUGGCAUUGGCUGCAAUUUUGCCACCAAGAUCAAGUAUUGGGUCCGGAUCGACGACUCCAUGGAUGUGUUCGCUGAGCACGGUGUCGCCGGCAUGAUUGGUCUGAUGUUCAACGCUCUUUUUGGCGUCGACUACGUCGUGGGUCUCGACGGUGUCAAUACAGGCGGCACCAAUCCAACAACAGGCACUGCCAUUGGCGGGUGGCCGAUUGGGAACUAUCGCCAAUUCUAUAUCCAACUCGCCUAUAUCCUGGCAUGCACGGGCUAUGCCUUCGUCAUGAGCGCCAUCCUGGCUUAUAUUGUGAACUUUAUCCCGGGUCUGCAUUUGCGUGCUUCAGAGGAGGCCGAGCUGCUCGGCAUGGACGAUGACCAACUGGGCGAGUUUGCUUAUGACUACGUUGAGGUUCGCCGCGACUAUCUCGCCUGGACGCCGCAAAACCCGGACCAAAACGGUAUCGACCCCAACAUCCCCAGGGAAGAUCGCUAUGGCAUCGGAGAACACUCGGACAUGAUCCGGAAGGCCGCCGCCUUGACCACCCCAGGCGAGUCGACUGAGGCCAGUACGCGCAGCCACCAGGAACUUCCCGCGCAGGGAGACCGGCACGCCAUCAAAGCCGAAGAUGCAGAGAAGGCCAGGCAUGAACCAGAGGCGUAG